GAUCAAGAGGACGACGAGGACGGCUUCAAACCGUCCUUCAACAAGACGGCGUACGGCGGCCCGCCGCCCGCCCAGCACCUGGUCGUCAACACGAGCUCGUCGGGCACGCCGCGCACCUCCGUGUACCGGGGCAACCCCCCGGAGUACGAGGACCGCGCCCGGGGCACGACUCAGCGCCCGACGCAGCGUAACGGCAACGGCAACGGCAACGGCAACGGCCUGGACGCGGGCUGCUACUUCUCGCCGACGCCGCUGGCGACGCAGGACAACGGCGGCCUCGACGGCUGCGGCAACGGUGGCAGCGUCGGCGCCGGGGCGCCGACUGGCGGUGGCGGCGGCGGCGGCGGCGGCUCCCGGGGGCGGUCGCCGUCGCUGUCCAUCGCCCCCGCCUGCGGCCCCAAGUGGUGUCGCUCCAAGCUCUUCGGCAUCCUGGGCAUCCUGCUCAUGGUCGCGCUGGCCGUCAUCGCCGCCCUCAUCCUGCACGCCGAAU
Messenger RNA from Frankliniella occidentalis (western flower thrips), 490 nucleotides. RefSeq names its product RNA-binding protein cabeza-like. The record is from RefSeq and is a predicted model, not a curated record. The transcript has 2 exons. The annotation marks the transcript as partial. NCBI's taxonomy places the organism in Eukaryota, Metazoa, Arthropoda, Insecta, Thysanoptera, Thripidae.